AUGACCAUCAAAUCCUUCUCCUCAAGGGUUCGCAUUCGGGACAGUUUGAGCAGAACCGUCAUCAUUUCCAAGAAUGACUUAAAAUGCAGCCUGGAGCAACUACAAUGCCAUUUUACAUGGAAUUUGGUGAAGGAAGAUGUGGAUCUGGAAUCCCUAGAGGACAAAACGGGCCAUCAGAUUGAAUUUCUCACGCAAUCCCUGAUCGCAAGCUACAAUAUGCUGUCAUAUGUGUGUCACCUAAAGCACUUGAAUGAGGACGCCCUGCAAAAUCUCCAAAAAGCAGAAAAAGAAAUUAAAAUAAAGCAUCCAGAUGACAUCGAGAGGAGAAGUCUUGUUACGUGGGGGAACUAUGCCUGGAUUUAUUACUACAUGAACAAAUAUGAAGAAGUUCAAACCUAUUUAAGGAAAGUGGAAGACACCUGCAAAAAGCUUUCAAGCACAGCUCGCUUUCAAGUACAGCUUCCAGAGAUCUAUUCCGAGAAAGGCUGGGCAUUACUAAAGUUUGGGAGGGGAUACUAUAGCAGAGCAAAGGAGAGUUUUCAAAAAGCCCUGGAGACAGAACCCGACGAUCCCGAAUUUAACGUGGGCUAUGCAAUAGCAGUGCAUCGUUGGGAAAAUGUUGUGAGAAAAGCCCUAGCAGUAACUCCAACAUGCAGCUUUUUGCAUCACCAGAUGGGAGUCUGCUAUAGAGCCAAACUGUUUGAACUGAAAAAGAGAAAAUAUGCCCCCAGAGAGCAAAUGGAAGAACUCAUUCGACUUGGCAUUUUUCAUUUGAAAAGAGUGAUCGAGUACAAGUCAACGUGUUUUGCUGCCUACGGUGACCUAGCAGGUAUGUAUGCAGAAGGAAAACAGUACUACCAAGCAGAAGCCACAUUUCAGAAGGUGUUUCAAAUGACAAAUUUACAUCCUCUAGACACACAGCAACUCUACUACACUUACGGAAUGUAUAAGCAUUUUCAUAUGAAAUCAGAAUCUGAAGCUAUUAAAUAUUUCACAGAAGGGCUGAAAAUUGAGCAGGAUUCCACGACAGGAGCUAAGUGCAAAACUGCUCUGCAGAAAUUGUUGAAACAGAGAAUUCAGAAAGGCUUAGGAGACGCGGCAGCUUUUAGCACCCUCGGGCUCAUUCAUGAGCUAAAUCAUGAGGAAGAGCAGGCAACAGAGUGCUACAAGAAAGCCCUGGAGCUGGAUCCUGAAAAUGAAGAAUACCUGCGUGCAUUACAGAAGCUGCAAAUUUCCAUCUGA
Molecule: messenger RNA, 1242 nt
Organism: Tinamus guttatus (white-throated tinamou)
Lineage: Eukaryota; Metazoa; Chordata; Aves; Tinamiformes; Tinamidae
Source: RefSeq, a predicted model, not a curated record